AUGGAGAUGAUUCGAGAGAGUGCCGCUAGCGAAGAGGGCCGCAAGGUGCUCGAUGAGCACCUGUUGACAGUAAUAUGCCAUGGUGAUGUUCAAGUGAAAGGCGGUAUGCGUGACCAUACACGGGAGGUGAUGACGAACGGGAAAGAUAUCUCACUUGAUUCUGGCGAAUUUCCGCUGCGAACGCCCUCAGACAAUCGAACGCGGGAAGGUACUGCCGGUACGGGCCGGAGCAAACGUCGUGGAGGUACCCAUUCAGGUCGGGGGAAGAAGCACAGCUCGGGUGCGAAGUAUAGGUCAAGUAGGUCAAAUACUGCACCGAAGGGUGAUGCGGGUCAUCAUUACGGUGAUGAGCCACCGCCUCAAGACAAGCAUCAUCGAUAUUAUCAGUAUCAUCCAAAGGCUCAUUAUCGUAUUGUCUUCGAGGAGGUCUGCGAUGUUCUCCAUCAGGAGACAUCGUUGAUUCCGAUAUUCAGCUAUCUCUCCCAGACGGCACUAGUGUUACAAUUUCUUCACGAGGCUGGCUGGGUACACCGCGAUCUCAGCACUGGCAACAUACUCAUCUUUAACGGUAAGGUGAAACUGGCCGACUUUGAGUAUGCGAAGCGGUUAGAUGAGCAGGCUGACGCUCAUGAGAUUCGGACAGGUACUGCUGACUUCAUUUCCGUUGAAGUGGAUCGACAACAAUACUUCUUCACCCCUCGUGGUAUUUCUUGGGUGGAGUUCGCUGCAAGGAUGCAAGCAGAGAAUGGGAACUUGCAAAGCCUAUGUCAAGAGAGUCUCAAACCGAAAGUCGUAUUUCGUUACAAUCCCAUGCACGAUUUUGAAUCGCUGUGGUGGAUCUCUGUUUACGUUUUAUUCAACAAGCAAGUAGUCAUGGUCAACGAGAAGAGCCCUCCAUCCCACGACUAUCGGAGACAGCGAACGUGGGCUGCAGGCGUUUUCUAUGGAUUGAAUGCUCGACAAUCCGCACUGAGUGCUGGUAACACCGACUUCCAAUAUGCCAUCGAAACCUUAUGCCCGGACCUCCGUAGUUUUGGUGUGGUGGUCGAUUUGCUUAGGGACGACCUCUUGAAGCGUUAUAUCAACAUUGAGGCCGAUUUGUCGCAUCUACCUAGUCGUGCGGCAGCAGGUGAAAUACCGCAACACUUCUUCGCGGGCUUUGGUGCUCUCGGAAACUCUAUUAUCAAUGGAGAGCGCCAGGAGAUCCUUAUUGGCCCUUUUCCGCGCCAAGACCUUGCAGUGUCCGCCAAGGCUGCAGCGUCAUCUGUAGGUCCGGAAGGACAGCCAGAAACAAAGAGUGGGCCGGCGGCAGCCCCCGCACAGCCACCGAAACCAUUGGUUUCCUAUCCCCUAGGGCAGGAUUAUUUGGAGCAACUCCCUACUGAGUCUCGUUUCAAAAUACAAACUCGCUCAAUGACUGCCAAAGCAAGGGCUCAAGCUCAAGAGUCCGUUCCGAAAACUCGAUAG
This is a messenger RNA of Fibroporia radiculosa, 1467 nucleotides long. RefSeq lists its product as uncharacterized. Gene Ontology annotation, molecular function: ATP binding; protein serine/threonine kinase activity. Gene Ontology annotation, cellular component: nucleus. The coding region runs from base 1 to 1467 and encodes 488 amino acids. Gene Ontology annotation, biological process: protein phosphorylation; mitotic DNA damage checkpoint signaling. The record is from RefSeq and is a predicted model, not a curated record. The transcript has 3 exons. Lineage: Eukaryota; Fungi; Basidiomycota; Agaricomycetes; Polyporales; Fibroporiaceae.